CCUAUGACAGUACAGUAAAUACUAUGAGCUCUGCCUCUCUCGAGCUGCAGCGAUCACAGCGAAGGAGGAAAAAAAAAGACGAUGAGCUAUAAAAACGAUCGUCGGUGCUGAAGAAUUGUUUUGUCGGUGACUCUCCCGCUGAGGCUCACGCUUGUCCGGAGGUUUGUCCUGUAGCCAAACGGGGGUAACUGUGUCAGAGGUAGGGGGACACGCGGAGGACAGUCGGCCUCACUGCAGCGUGAUUCACCGGAGACUCGCCCCACAGCCGUCGCCGUCAGAGCCGCCGUCAGCGCCUCUUCAUCGACGCCGUUGGCCCGUAGGACGGUCGCAUCCUCUCGGCCCGUGUGUGGCCCCUCUGCCGCGGCCCCUGUGUGCGCUGCUCGCAGAGCAUGUUCAACGAUGAGCCAACGGGACACACUGGUUCAUCUGUUCGCCGGAGGAUGUGGAGGUACUGUGGGGGCUAUUUUGACUUGUCCCCUGGAGGUGGUGAAAACCCGACUACAGUCCUCCUCCGUCACCUUCUACAUCUCUGAAGUGCACCUCAACACCGUCAAUGGAGCCAGUGUGGCCCGUGUCGCUCCCCCAGGGCCUCUGCACUGUCUCAAGUUAAUUCUAGAAAAAGAAGGGCCCCGUUCACUCUUCAGAGGACUGGGACCCAACCUUGUGGGUGUGGCACCUUCCAGGGCGAUCUACUUUGCGGCCUAUUCAACAGCCAAGGAGAAGCUGAAUGGCAUACUGGAGCCAGACUCUACCCAGGUGCACAUGGUGUCUGCUGGUUUGGCAGGGUUCACCGCCAUCACAGCCACCAACCCCAUCUGGCUGAUAAAGACACGUCUGCAGCUGGAUGCCAGAAACCGGGGUGAGCGGCCAAUGAAUGCGUUUGAGUGCGUGCGGCGGGUUUACCAGAUGGACGGCCUGCGAGGCUUUUACCGGGGCAUGUCAGCCUCAUACGCUGGCAUCUCAGAGACUGUUGUCCAUUUUGUCAUCUAUGAGAGCAUCAAACGUAAACUGCUGGAGUACAAGGCCCACACCAGCAUGGACGAAGAGGAAGAGUCGGUCAAAGAUGCCUCAGACUUUGUGGGCAUGAUGCUCGCUGCAGCCACCUCCAAGACCUGUGCCACCUCCAUAGCCUACCCUCAUGAAGUGAUACGAACGCGGCUACGAGAAGAGGGCAGCAAGUAUCGCUCCUUCUUCCAAACUCUGCUCACGGUACCAAAGGAGGAGGGAUACCGGGCGCUGUACCGCGGCCUGACCACCCACCUCGUCAGACAAAUCCCCAACACUGCCAUCAUGAUGUGCACCUAUGAGGUGGUACUGUACCUGUUGGGCCGUUAGCCACCGGGCACGUGUCCUUCCUGUUUAAAGAGGGAGACGGUUUGCAAAUGACUGAGAAGGAUGCCCUUUGGCAAAAUGAAGACCAAAGGAAAACCGAAGAAACUCUAGUGGACCAGGAGAGGACAUGUGGAAAUCACAUGAAGACCAAGGGUGGGGAAAAAAAUAGUUAUCAUAUCAGCAUCACCACCCCCAGUUCCCUUCAUCAGGCUGCUGGAAUAGAGAGGGCGCCAUAGGUUACAGAAGCGGUAAUAAGAGUGGGGACAAGAGAGUGAAGGACACAGACAAAAACACAAGGUACCUCUGAAGGAAAAGAAUUACGCACAUUUCAGUGGCCUUAACAGAAAAGUGUUUUAGCUUGCUUCCUUUAAGUGAAGGAUCAAAAACAGUUCCUCACUUUCAUAGAGAUAUCGGGGGAAACUGAACUUGACAGGAAAGACGGUUACUUAAUAUACUGUUGGUCCGUUUCAAGAGUCUUUCCGGGUGCAGACAAUCUGUCUGCCCCCGCUUCAGUGCUGUAAGACUACUGUAUGAUGAGAUAGCUGGCAGUUGAGGAAUGUUCAUUUAAGGUUGAAUGUGAAAAACAAAGACGUCACUGUUUUCACGUCACCGAAACCCACUAAUUUUUGCACUACAGAAAGUGUGGUUUCAAGCAUUCCCCUCACAAACGGCACUGCCCCCUCCCCUCCCUUCACACCUUGUGACGUCCACAGACUCUAGCUGGUGUUUAUGAAGAGUAGCUUGAAAAGCUGAAUUUCAUUCGGUGUUUGAUUCCUCUACAGCUCGGCCUGACGGCGACACGGCCCAGCGGAAGUUGGCCUGUGGCGUUGACGGUUUGUUAAAAGCUGAACAGAGAUCAAAUACCAGACCAGCUGCGUCCUGCGCACUGUCGCAGCAUAGGACAUACAAAAUAUCUUGUGUGAAAGUACAAGAGCGUUGUGUCCUUUGUUAGGUGUCUGUGAGUAUCUACAAGGCACCGAAACUAAGUAACUACAUUUAGAGUGUGGCUUACUUGAAUAUAAUGUGACGUGUCGGGGAAACGUUCGGAGUGGGAGAGUAUUUAUGGGGUUUCAUCUGUGAGUUUAACACAUUAGUCACUUUCACGCUCAUGACUGUGUGCGUGUAUGUGUUUGUGCAACUGCAGUCGUGUGUUUGUGUGUGCCUGCAUGUAUAAUAAAUAUCUACUCCAGAUUUCCCUCCUCUAAUUAUAAAACUAGCAAGACUGAGUGUAGAGAAGCUCCCCUGCGACACCGGGAGCCUUCGCUCCCACUCUCCUGCCAGUCCUUCCUUCCAGUGGCUUCCAUCUGACCUGAUAACAUGCACUUUUGUGGCCUUUUAGGGGCUUGUGCUUUGCAUUUUAUUGUGUGGACAGUUUUAACUUGUACAUUGUAAAAGAAGGAAAAAAAGUAUUGCUGUAUAUCGAAAUGGUAUUUUGCGCAACUGUUCUUAUAGCAGAUAUAUUUUACAGUUUAGAGUUGUCAGUAGCUGUGAAGGAUGUCCAAAUGUGUUUAUAUAAUAUAGAUACUGUAUAUUCAUAUUAUAUAUAGUGUGUUUUUUUAGGUCCAUGUAUGAUUUUCAUUUUUGUGCAAUUUAACCUUGUUUUGACAUGGACUUCUGACAUGAAUAUUGACAUUGUGUGAUUUUUUUUUUUCUUUUCUUCCUGCACUUGCAUGUUGCUGUGAGCUGCCAUUCAAAACAUUUGCUUGUACAGGGAACCUGAGAAAAGCUGCAGCACAAAAACGUCUCGUCUACGGAUGUGCUGCAGUGUUGAUUAGUUAUUUUACAGCGUUCAUUAAAAGUGUUCCAUUUCGCAACGUUAGGAUGUUUCUGUAACGUGUUUACAAAGUUCUAUAGUGUCUGACAAGAGUAUUUUGGGGUCUCAUAGCAACAUGUUUGAAUAUCCAAUUGGAAGUGUUUUAAUUUGAGAGUUCAAAAACUGGAAUGUGUGCAGGGUACCUCAGCUCAGAGUGGAUUGUUACUGAAUAGAGUUGUGGGCAUGGGACAGUAAAUGUACAAUUCAAGCUAUCUCUAAAACGUUUGAUAAUCAUUUUUACAAAUCGAUAUCAUAUACCUGAUAAUGGCGUUCCUUGAUUACGAUUGGCUCUUUGAAGUUAUCUCAUGUUCUAAAAUCCCUGUAAACCGCCGCCUUAUGGGACGAAUCAGCAUGUUAUGUAAAAUCCUGUCUCAGUGCACACUCAAUCUUCAAUGGAUAAUUUGAAAAUUCCCACCUUUCAUGUUUUAAAAUAUUUAUUUUACCAGUUACAGAAAACACGAUGUUCUUGAACACUCAUUUUCCCUCCUCCUUGCAGUAUUAUGUCGGAGGCAAACCGAGGUGCUGUAACUCGUAAUAGUUAUUGAUUUCCAGUCUCCGGUGACUUGUUGCAACUCCUGAGUUGAUGUUGGUGCUUGAGAAAAAUUGCUGACUCACUUUAAUGUCCACGCUUUGCUAUAAAACACUAAUGGCUUUUUAUGUCUUCAGCUUUAUCGCAGUAACACUUGAGGCCAAACUACCAAAAUGUGACAUGAACAGACAACUGGACAUUUCAUUUAUUUUUAUUUUUUCGUUUUAACCUAAUUUCAGUGUCUGUAUGCAACGCUGUCUCUUCAGGCUGUAGACAGGAUGCCGCCUAAUGCAGGGUCGAAUGAAACCUGGAAGAUUUGUUUUUGCCAGCUCAGUUGUUGAUGUGUUUUUGUUUGUUUGUUUUCAAAGACAAAAGUAAAUAAAAUCCAUUUUCAACUAUA
Messenger RNA from Pleuronectes platessa (European plaice), 4074 nucleotides. RefSeq names its product solute carrier family 25 member 36-A. Gene Ontology annotation, biological process: pyrimidine nucleotide import into mitochondrion. Bases 400 to 1335 code for a protein of 311 amino acids. Gene Ontology annotation, molecular function: pyrimidine nucleotide transmembrane transporter activity. The transcript has 7 exons. The record is from RefSeq and is a predicted model, not a curated record. Gene Ontology annotation, cellular component: mitochondrion. NCBI's taxonomy places the organism in Eukaryota, Metazoa, Chordata, Actinopteri, Pleuronectiformes, Pleuronectidae.